Charadrius vociferus (killdeer) is the source of this 2551-nucleotide messenger RNA. RefSeq names its product SLIT-ROBO Rho GTPase activating protein 3 (gene SRGAP3). Gene Ontology annotation, biological process: signal transduction; negative regulation of cell migration. The coding region runs from base 286 to 2487 and encodes 733 amino acids. The record is from RefSeq and is a predicted model, not a curated record. The transcript has 19 exons. Gene Ontology annotation, cellular component: cytoplasm. Gene Ontology annotation, molecular function: protein binding. NCBI's taxonomy places the organism in Eukaryota, Metazoa, Chordata, Aves, Charadriiformes, Charadriidae.
ACUCAGCUGGUCGAGCAGUUCAAAUGUCUGGAGCAGCAGUCGGAGUCGCGCCUGCAGCUGCUGCAGGACCUGCAGGAGUUCUUCCGCAGGAAGGCUGAGAUCGAGCUGGAGUACUCCCGGAGCCUGGAGAAACUGGCUGAACGCUUCUCCUCAAAGAUACGCAGCUCCAGGGAGCACCAGUUCAAGAAAGAUCAGCACCUGCUUUCCCCUGUGAACUGCUGGUACCUGGUUCUGACGCAGACCCGGCGAGAGAGCAGAGAUCACGCCACCCUGAAUGACAUCUUCAUGAACAAUGUCAUCGUCCGGCUGUCGCAGAUCAGUGAGGAUGUCAUCAGGCUCUUCAAAAAGAGCAAGGAGAUUGGCUUACAGAUGCAUGAAGAACUCCUGAAAGUCACCAACGAGCUUUACACGGUGAUGAAGACCUACCACAUGUAUCAUGCCGAAAGCAUCAGUGCUGAGAGCAAGCUGAAGGAGGCGGAGAAGCAGGAGGAAAAGCAGUUCAACAAGUCAGGGGACAUCAGCGUGAACCUGCUGCGGCACGAGGACAGGCCUCAGCGGCGGAGCUCCGUCAAGAAGAUUGAGAAGAUGAAGGAGAAGAGACAAGCCAAAUAUUCUGAAAACAAGCUGAAGUGUACUAAAGCCAGGAAUGACUACCUGCUGACCCUGGCAGCCACCAACGCAGCUGUCAGUAAAUACUACAUCCACGACGUCUCUGACCUCAUUGAUUGCUGUGAUCUGGGGUUCCACGCCAGCCUCGCUCGGACCUUCAGGACGUACCUGUCUGCCGAGUACAACCUGGAAACCUCCCGCCACGAGGGCCUGGACAUCAUCGAGAAUGCUGUGGACAACCUGGAUGCACGGAGUGACAAGCACACCAUCAUGGACAUGUGCAACCAGGUCUUCUGCCCUCCGCUGAAGUUCGAGUUCCAGCCUCACAUGGGGGACGAGGUGUGUCAGGUCAGCGCCCAGCAGCCUGUGCAGACGGAGUUGCUGAUGCGGUACCACCAGCUGCAGUCGCGACUAGCCACCCUCAAGAUAGAGAAUGAAGAGGUACGAAAAACUCUGGAUGCCACAAUGCAGACUUUGCAGGACAUGCUGACAGUGGAAGAUUUUGAUGUUUCAGACGCCUUCCAGCAUAGUCGCUCCACUGAGUCGGUCAAAUCGGCUGCAUCAGAGACCUACAUGAGUAAAAUAAACAUCGCCAAGAGGAGAGCCAACCAGCAGGAAACUGAAAUGUUCUAUUUUACAAAAUUUAAAGAGUAUUUGAAUGGCAGUAACCUUAUCACGAAGCUCCAGGCUAAGCAUGACCUGCUGAAGCAGACUCUUGGAGAAGGUGAAAGAGCCGAAUGUGGAACAACCAGGCCCCCAUGUCUUCCCCCUAAGCCACAGAAAAUGAGGAGACCUAGGCCUCUCUCAGUCUAUAAUCAUAAACUCUUUAACGGCAAUAUGGAAACAUUCAUUAAGGAUUCAGGACAGGCUAUUCCGCUUGUAGUAGAAAGCUGCAUUCGCUACAUCAAUUUGUAUGGCCUUCAGCAGCAGGGCAUUUUCAGAGUCCCUGGCUCCCAGGUGGAAGUCAACGACAUCAAGAACUCGUUUGAGAGAGGUGAAGAUCCCCUUGCUGAUGAUCAGAAUGAACGUGACAUUAAUUCAGUGGCUGGAGUCUUGAAGCUGUACUUCCGAGGACUGGAAAAUCCCCUCUUUCCUAAGGAAAGGUUUCAAGAUUUGAUAUCUACUAUAAAAAUCGAGAACUCCACCGAGAGAGUGCACCAGAUCCAGCAAAUCAUCGUCACUCUGCCUCGGGCUGUCAUCGUCGUCAUGAGAUAUCUUUUUGCUUUCCUUAAUCACUUGUCGCAGUACAGCGAUGAGAACAUGAUGGAUCCCUACAACCUGGCCAUCUGCUUCGGGCCCACGCUGAUGCACAUUCCAGAUGGGCAGGAUCCGGUGUCCUGCCAAGCCCACGUCAAUGAGGUCAUCAAGACCAUCAUCAUUAACCAUGAGGGCAUCUUCCCCAGCCACAGAGAGCUGGAAGGACCUGUCUACGAGAAGUGCAUGACUGGAGGGGAGGAGUACUGUGACAGCCCGCACAGCGAGCCAGGCACCAUCGAUGAAGUUGACCAUGACAACGGCACGGAGCCACACACCAGUGAUGAAGAAGUGGAGCAGAUUGAAGCCAUAGCAAAGUUUGACUAUGUUGGACGGUCUCCACGAGAGCUCUCCUUUAAGAAAGGGGCCUCGCUCCUGCUGUACCAUCGGGCCUCAGAAGACUGGUGGGAAGGGAGACAUAACGGUGUGGAUGGCCUCAUACCCCACCAGUACAUUGUGGUGCAAGACAUGGAUGAUGCCUUCUCCGACAGCCUGAGCCAGAAGGCAGACAGCGAGGCAAGCAGCGGACCUCUGCUGGAUGAUAAAGCCUCCUCCAAGAACGACAUCCAAUCUCCGACGGAUCAUAUUGUGGACUAUGGCUUUGGGGGAGUAAUGGGCCGGUAGGGAAACUCUCACUUUCCUAUGGACGCGGAGGUGGUCUCUGUCACAUGCGGGGAGAGUCAGUGUG